UGCAGCCUUGGGGCUAGAACCUGCGCGUUCUGUGGUUGCUACGGCAACCCCGAGGCGGGUGUCACCCGUCUCUAUGGCGCUCGGUACGCCGCAGCACGGCUGUUUCUGAUUGGCCGAGGUGCCCCGGCGAAGCGGAAGAAGAGGUGUUGGCAUUGGUUCAGCCAGCGCCGGUUGGUGGCCUAAAGCAGGAUUUGAUUGUACCAACGGUGCAGCAGGCAGUGGUGUCCCCGAGGUGGAGGGGACAGGGAGUGGGUUGGGGGGUGGGGUGGGCGGGACGGGUCCCCCGAUCCGGAGCCGCGGGGGCAGCAGCAGAAACGAUGAGGAGGAAGAUUCAGAAAUUGGCCUGAACGAGGGCUCUCCCCGUCUGGCGCGGCAUGCAAUGUUAAUUCUGGGGCAUUGAUGUUUUACAAUGCCUGAUCAAGAUAAAAAGGUGAAGACCACAGAAAAAUCAACUGAUAAAAAACAGCAAGGAAUCACCACCAGGGACUAUUCAGAUCUUAAAAGACUUCGUUGCCUUUUGAACGUCCAGUCAAGCAAACAACAGCUUCCAGCCAUUAACUUCGAUAGUGCCCAAAAUAGCAUGACAAAGACCGAGCAUGCCAUCAAGGUGGGUGGACACAGAGCCCGAGGUCAGUGGCAUGAGUCCACAGAAGCUGUUGAACUUGAAAAUUUUAGUAUAAACUACAAGAAUGAGAGAAACUUCAGCAAACAUCCCCAGCAUAAACUAUUUCAGGAGAUCUUUACAGCCUUGGUGAAAAAUAGACUCAUCUGCAGAGAGUGGGUUCAUCGAGCCCCAUCUAUUCAUUUUCUGAGAGUGUUAAUCUGUCUGAGACUACUAAUGAGGGAUCCGUGUUACCAGGAAAUACUCCAUAGCUUGGGUGGAAUUGAAAACCUAGCUCAGUACAUGGAGAUUGUGGCCAAUGAGUACCUCGGCUACGGAGAGGAGCCGCACAGUGUGGACAAGCUGGUCAACAUGACGUAUAUUUUUCAGAAACUUGCUGCUGUCAAAGACCAAAGAGAAUGGGUCACCACAAGUGGAGCCCACAAGACAUUAGUAAAUUUACUUGGUGCCCGAGAUACUAAUGUUUUGUUGGGUGCCCUUCUGGCUCUGGCUAGUUUAGCUGAAAGUCCAGAAUGUAGGGAGAAGAUAAGUGAACUCAACAUUGUAGAAAAUCUGCUGAUGAUUUUGCAUGAAUAUGACUUGCUUUCCAAAAGACUAACUGCGGAGUUAUUGCGCCUACUUUGUGCUGAACCCCAAGUGAAAGAGCAGGUGAAGCUCUAUGAGGGGAUACCUGUCCUCCUGAGUCUGCUCCACUCUGACCACCUGAAGCUGCUCUGGAGUGUUGUCUGGAUUCUGGUUCAGGUUUGUGAGGACCCUGAGACCAGUGUGGAAAUUCGCAUUUGGGGAGGCAUCAAGCAGCUUCUUCAUAUUUUACGAGGAGACAGAAAUUUUGUUUCCGAUCGUUCUUCCAUUGGCAGCCUGUCUAGUGCAAAUGCAGCAGGCAGAAUCCAGCAGCUUCAUUUGUCAGAAGAUUUAAGUCCUCGGGAAAUACAAGAAAAUACUUUUUCUCUUCAAGCAGCCUGCUGUGCCGCCCUCACCGAGCUGGUGCUCAACGACACCAAUGCCCACCAGGUGGUCCAGGAAAAUGGUGUAUAUACAAUAGCAAAGCUAAUUUUACCAAACAAACAAAAGAAUGCAGCAAAAACGAAUCUAUUACAGUGUUAUGCAUUCAGAGCCUUGAGGUUUCUCUUCAGUAUGGAAAGAAACAGACCACUCUUUAAAAGACUUUUCCCCACUGACUUGUUUGAGAUCUUCAUCGAUAUAGGACAUUAUGUUCGUGAUAUCAGUGCUUAUGAAGAAUUGGUAUCAAAGUUGAAUUUGCUAGUGGAGGAUGAACUGAAGCAAAUCGCUGAAAAUCUUGAAAGCAUUAAUCAGAAUAAAGCUCCUUCGAAAUACAUAGGCAACUAUGCGAUUUUGGAUCAUCUUGGAAGUGGAGCUUUUGGCUGUGUCUACAAGGUUAGAAAGCGUAGUGGCCAAAAUCUUUUAGCAAUGAAAGAGGUCAAUUUACAUAACCCAGCAUUUGGAAAGGAUAAAAAAGACCGAGACAGCAGUGUAAAGAAUAUUGUUUCUGAAUUAACAAUAAUUAAAGAGCAGCUCUAUCAUCCCAAUGUUGUACGCUAUUACAAAACAUUUCUGGAAAAUGAUAGGUUGUAUAUAGUUAUGGAGCUUAUAGAAGGGGUCCCUCUUGGAGAGCAUUUCAGUUCUUUGAAGGAAAAACAACAUCAUUUUGUUGAAGAAAGACUAUGGAAAAUAUUUAUACAGCUGUGCUUAGCUCUUCGGUACUUACACAAGGAGAAGAGGAUUGUGCAUAGAGAUCUGACACCAAACAACAUUAUGUUGGGGGACAAAGACAAAGUAACAGUUACUGACUUUGGGCUGGCAAAGCAAAAACAAGAGAACAGUAAACUCACGUCUGUUGUUGGAACAAUCCUGUAUUCCUGCCCCGAGGUACUGAAGAGUGAGCCGUAUGGGGAGAAGGCUGAUGUCUGGGCGGCCGGCUGCAUCCUUUAUCAGAUGGCAACUCUGAAUCCCCCCUUCUAUAGCACCAACAUGCUCUCCCUGGCUACAAAAAUAGUGGAGGCAGUGUAUGAACCGGUGCCAGAAGGCAUCUACUCUGAGAAAGUGACAGAUACCAUCAGCAGGUGCCUCACUCCUGAUGCAGAAGCCCGCCCAGAUAUUGUAGAAGUCAGCUCAAUGAUAUCAGACGUCAUGAUGAAGUAUUUAGACAACUUGUCUACAUCCCAGCUGGCUUUGGAGAAGAAGCUGGAACGGGAACGGAAGCGUACACAGAGGUACUUUAUGGAAGCCAACCGGAAUGCUGUCACAUGUCACCAUGAACUGGCUCUGUUAUGUCAUGAGACCUUCGAGAAGGCGAGCCUGAGCAGCAGCAGCAGUGGGGCCGCCAGCCUGAAAAGUGAACUCUCAGAGAGCGCAGACCUGCCCCCCGAGGGCUUCCAGGCCCCCGGCAGUAAGGAGGAAGACAGAGCCUGCGAUGAAAUCCUGUCGGAGGAGAACUUCAACUUGGAAAAUAUUGAGAAAGAUAUGUACUCAGAGCUAGAUGAUGAACUGGACAUUUCGGACAACUCCAGCAGCUCCAGUUCAAGCCCUUUAAAAGAAUCUACAUUCAGCAUUUUAAAGAGAAGUUUUAGUGCCUCAGGAGGAGAAAGACAAUCCCAAACAAGGGACUUCACUGGUGGAUUAGGAUCCAGACCAAGACCAGCUGUGCUGCCUCUUGACCUGCUUCUGAAAGUACCAUCCCUCAUGCUCAGGGCCCACGUUAAGGAGAUAGAGGCCGAGUUAGUGACGGGGUGGCAGUCCCAUAGCCUUCCCGCUGUGAUUCUUCGAAAUCUCAAAGAUCAUGGGCCACAGAUGAGCACAUUCUUGUGGCAAGCGUCUGCAGGGAUUGCUGUGUCCCAGAGGAAAGUACGACAGAUCAGCGAUCCUAUUCAGCAGAUCUUAAUUCAGCUGCACAAAAUCAUCUACAUCACACAGUUAUCUCAGGGAUCUCCAGAACCCAUUGAGCCCAACUUUUUCACAGCAGAUUACCAUUUAUUACAUCGCCCGUCGGGUGGAAACAGCUUGUCCCCAGAUGACCCGACAGGUCUAUGUACCAGCUCUGACUUGGAGGAGGGAAUAACAUAUGAACAGAUGCAGACUGUGAUUGAAGAAGUCCUAGAGGAAAGUGGUUAUUACAACUUUACAUCUAACAGAUAUCACUCCUAUCCGUGGGGGACCAAGACUCACCCAACCAAAAGAUGAAAACCCUGAUUUUGAAUGGACUUCGUUUUCCUAGUGAAGUUCAAGUUCUGGACUUCAGCUCUACCAGACGCCCAAGGAUUGGGAGCUGCUGGAAGGGCGUGGAAAAGACAAGACCAGGAUGCCUUGGCCCCUCCAAGUCCUCUCUCUGAAGGUCCUGUGCUAGGUUCUGUGGCCGUGGCAGCAUGGGAAGGCUCUGCUCCCCAGAUGUGGUAGACACAGAAUGACAGGGCUGUCAGUGUGCUCCUGGGAGAAAAUGCUGCAGAAUUCAUCUGUGGGGAGAAAACUUGCACCUCACAGAACUUUCCUCCAAGUUAAAAAAGAAACAACAACAACAAUAACAAAAACAAAGUCAUAUUUUUCAGCAGAAUGUUUUCUAUUUAGGAUUGCAGAAACUAUGUUUAAAGGCAUCUAGCCUUCUGUGUAUAUAAAAAUAGUUUUAGAAAGAGAAAUUUACAGGCCCCAGAGUAAUAAUAUAUUGGGCAAUUCAUUGUAUUCCCCAAUUUUUUUCCUUUAUUUUAAAAGAAAUUUAAAAUAGAAAUUUAAAAUUUUGUUGUUGUUGUUGUUUUAAGGAAAGGAUUGGUUCUCUCUUCACCAGUGGGUGCUAGUGGUCUGAAGACAGUAGACAGUAUUUGUAACCUUUGCACAGCCUCUGGGAAUAACUGUCAAAUUGUCGGAUGUAAGUUGGACUAAUAGGAUAUAUUGCUGUACAGUGUGUGUGUAUAUAUACAUAUAUAUGGGGAGAGGGAGGAGAGGUUUUGAUUAGGCAAAUGCUUUGCUGCUAAUCAAACUUAUAGUGUUUUUAGAGCACUUUGACGAGUUCAUAGAAUCUAUGAAAGCAAUGCAAUAUUCCUUAUUCUAAGUCCCUCCUCACUAAAAUUACCUAUGUUUUAUUGUUUGGAGAUUUAAAAUGAAAACAAGUUAUAUAAUUAAAUGUAUGUCCCAUCUUUAUUCAUUGAGACAUUCCUAAAAAAAACUAGAAAUCAGAAUGCCAGAUAGUGUUCCAUUCCUAGAGACUUUGUGAUGGAAAUUUUCUAGAUUCUUAUUGGGUUAACAUCUCUUCAACUGGUUUAUAACUGGUGUAAUAUCCAGAAAUGCCCUUAUUGCCGAGUCAGACUGCACUUCUAACUGCUUAAAGAACAUUUUAAUUAUAUAUAAUUAGUAAUCUGAAAGCUGAAAUUAUGCUUUUUAUUUACUUCUCACUUAGCUCUCGUAUCUUUAUUUACAUUGAUAUAUUUUUAGUAUGAUUGAACAGGAUUUAGUUCAUAUAUUUACAGUGUCUGAAACAUAAUAGCCUCUUGUAUAGUAUAGAAAAUCUCUUAAUGUGAAGCCAUACUACUUUUACAAUUUGUUUGUUCAACACUUAAAGGCUAUCCAAAUUUCCUUUAACUAAUGCUUUUGAAAAUUGCCAAUGAAUCUUUGUCUUUAAGCCAAAUUAAUGAUUACAAAUAUACUGUAAUUUGAAAUAACAGAUGCAAUUAGAGUAAUGAAAAAUGUCAUUUUCAGCUUUCAAACCAAUUCCAUUCAUAUGUGAAAUGUAUAUGUAAAAUCCAAAUGCUAUGAUUUUGUUGAUUUACCCAGGUAAAAUUUUAUUCCUACCCCAACUGAAUUUGAACUUGCACUAUUAUUUUUUAUAUCUUUUCAUGUAUGGAAUGGGCACAUUUCCUUGUUGUUUAAGAAGCAGAGGCCUACAAGGGCGUAAAUUUUAAUUGUGAUAGAAGCCAAUACCUAGAAAUAAACCAAGCUGUUGGGAUGAAAGUUUGAACAAUAAAGUUCUUUCUCAAAUGAUAAUAAAUUGUCAACAAUGUUUAGGAAAGAAUACUAUUCAGAGGUUGCAUCUUGGUUAAAAAGAGAGAGAGAGAGAGAGAUGAUUUAUUUGAAGGUGUUUUUGAAUGCAUACCGUUGACCAGAAAGGGAACAAAAUGUUUCCAUCAAACUAUUUCUUUAAGACCAUAGACGUGGCAUUUAUUAUGCUAGAAGCCAGUAUGAAUUAACAAAGAUAAACAAAUGGAUGUCAGCAGCUUUAAGUCUGUCAACUCUAUGCUGACAGAUGCAUUCUUUUGCCAAAGUCAAGAAUGUGUUCUGUUUGAUUCCCUUCAUAGACUAUCAGAUGCUGGAUUCACAUUCUCCCAGCUCAAGAGCAGGCCUCUAAGAGAAAGUUGGGCACUGGUAAGGGAUCCGUCUUGUGCACAGAGUCUCAUCCCAAUAGCGAUGUUGCCCUUUCAAAAGCCCUCACUUUCUGAUUUCCUGAAAAGAAGCCUUCUGCCCUCACAGGAGAACAAGAAUGAUCAUCUUGUUUUCACUCUCCAAACUGCCCUCUAGUGCAAAGAAGUUGUUACUUGAGUGUAAUAGGUCCCAUAAUCUUUGCUUGAUUGCCUUUAAAUUUUUUCUCUUUCUCUUAAUUUGUUAUAAUUAACAAAUAAUUGUUAAUUAUUUGUUGUGCAAUGAUAUCCCUGUGACUUCGUCUCGUUCUCAGUCACUGGAUAUUGGUAUGGGACAGAAUAUGAAUCAGACUCUUCAGAUCACUUUGGAUACACAAAUGCUUCAGUUAAUGAUGUUUUGAUCUACCAACUCUGUCUGAAUAUGUGUACUUGAAACCUUAAUUUG
Molecule: messenger RNA, 6424 nt
Organism: Lutra lutra (Eurasian river otter)
Lineage: Eukaryota; Metazoa; Chordata; Mammalia; Carnivora; Mustelidae
Gene: NEK10
Product: NIMA related kinase 10
Exons: 37
Coding region: 410-3820 (1136 amino acids)
Biological process (GO): protein phosphorylation
Molecular function (GO): ATP binding; protein serine/threonine kinase activity
Source: RefSeq, a predicted model, not a curated record